AUGGCGAUGGUUAUAUCUCAAGCGACGAAAGUUGCUAUCGGUGGAUUCCUGGCGCUGAUGAUACUGGGCGCUGUGUUGGUUGUGGGCGCGGCGUUUGGAUGGUUCGAUCCGAAAAGGGAGGAUGAAGACACGCCUGCAAAAAUUAGCGCAAGACUCCAAGGGCGCACAUCCUUCGUUACUCACCGAGCCGUAAACCCAGAAGAAAAUAGACUGCCAGUUGUAUCACAUUCAUCGCCGUAUUUCGUUGGACAAAAAGGUGUUAAAAGGGAUGAAAAUGGCUCAACUGAUGGAACAGUGAAUGGAGAACCGCAGGCUUCCGGCACGCUGGCUAAGCUAGGCAGAUCUACAGAAGCUAACUUACCGAUAUCAGAAUAUUGUCAGUGUACUCCUAAUGAUAUAUCAAGCAUUUUGGAGUCUAUACCGGGAAUAAAGGGUCCACCCGGUCCCCCGGGUCCUACAGGAUCUGAUGGUACUACUGGAGCGCCAGGAAAAACGGGUCAAAUGGGAGAUCAGGGUCCACCUGGACCAACUGGUAUGAAAGGCGAUCAAGGAGAAAAGGGUGAAACUGGCUCACCUGGUAUUGAAGGCCAACCGGGGCCAAAGGGAGAUCCAGGAGCUGAUGGAACGCCUGGCCCACAAGGGCCGGCAGGACCACCCGGACCACCAGGACCAGUAUCUUCGGCUUUAAUAGAAUCAACGGGAUUAUACGGGUCUAGUAAUCGCGGAACUCUUGCUGCUCCGGGAGACAGAGGGCCAAUGGGGUUACCUGGUCCUCAAGGUGAGAGAGGCUAUCCAGGGAAUAAGGGUGAAAAGGGCUUGCAUGGAUCAAAAGGGGAUAAAGGCGAACGUGGUAAUUCUGGGCCUAGAGGGCCACAUGGCGUCAAAGGCGAGAGGGGUCAGGCGGGCCGCGACGGCUUGCCGGGACUUCCGGGCCCACACGGCCGCCCCGCGGAGAAGGGCGAGAAAGGUGCUCGCGGUCCACCGGGGCCACCCCCUACGUACAGUCCAACUUUAUUAGAAAACUCUAUUGGAACUGGACUAGUACGACCGGGGCUGCGUGACGUUACCUCCCUUUCAAAAGGGGGAAAAGGAGAAAAAGGAGAACGAGGAGAAAAGGGUGAAAAGGGUGUAAGAGGUUUAGAAGGUCCUCAAGGAUUCCCAGGUAAUGAUGGUAAGCCCGGUGAACGUGGUGAUAUUGGACCAUCCGGCUUACCCGGGACUCAAGGGGUAUCAGGUAAUACCGGGCCUAAAGGAGAUAAAGGGGAAACAGGUGCGCCUGGACCAGUUGCUAUUUCGAGAGAUGAAGCUGUUAUAAUGACAAAGGGUGAUAAAGGUGAACCUGGUCCAAGAGGAAAACGUGGUCACCCAGGUUCACCAGGAGUUCGAGGCCCACCAGGACUUCCUGGUCCUCCGGGGAUACCAGGCACUAACGGGAUAUCUGGAGAUAUUGGUUUACCAGGAUGGACGGGUCCCCCAGGAGCUACAGGUCAGCCUGGUCCCCAAGGACCUAAAGGUGAAAAAGGUGAUUCUGGAUUUGAUUACGAUAAGGUCAAAGGUGAAAAGGGCGUUCGAGGGGAUGAUGGAACGCCUGGAAGAGAAGGUCCAAGAGGUCCUCCUGGACCUCCUGGAACCCCGGCAACAAAUAUACAGUACAUAUCAGCUCCUGGACCCCCAGGUCCGCCUGGUCCACCUGGAGCUCCGGGUCCUGGUUAUAUCAAUGAGACCCCAGAUACGUUAACCGAUACCCCAGGUACUAAUCGCCGUGGACCAAAUCCGGGCAAACAACGGGACGCAUUGCAAAUACUAAGAAGCUUAAAUCACCUCAUGCAGAAUCGUCAAGAGCUUUACGGUUUGCGAGAUCCAACAGAGAAUUUGGAGGAUGAUAUGGAUUUCGACGAUGAUGAUGAAGGAAAAGCAAUAGUUGGUACCAUUCUGUUCAAGACUACGGAAUCUUUAAUCAAACUCGGCGUAGCCUGUCCUCGAGGUACUUUGGCGUAUAUCAUCCAGGAGCAAGCGCUGCUUGUUCGUGUCAACAACGGCUGGCAAUAUGUCGCGAUGGGUUCACUUUUGGCGAUACAAUCUUCUUCUAACGGUACUCCAACUAGAACUCCACUACAGAAUAUAUUGGAAACUUCGAGUCUUGUGCACCAUAAAAAUCCAGCGGGAGAAGGUCCAGUGUUACGUCUAGCUGCGUUAAAUGAACCACAUACAGGAGAUAUGCACGGUGUCAGCAGCACUAACUACGAGUGCCGGAGGCAAGCACAAAGGGCGGGGCUUGAAGGCACUUUCGGCGCGUUCAUAUCUUCAAGAGUGCAAACUAUCGACUCAAUAGUGAGCUGGGUGGACCGAGAAAUACCUGUAGUGAAUACACGAGGCGACGUUUUGUUCAACUCGUGGGGUGAAAUGUUUGAUGGAUCGGGUGCACUUUUUGCACACGCUCCGAGAAUUUUCAGCUUCAGUGGAAAAAAUGUUCUCGUUGAUCCGAACUGGCAGAUAAAAGCGGUAUGGCACGGCGCCGGACCUAAUGGGGAACCAGCAAUGGACGCGUAUUGUGACGCAUGGCACAGCAGUAGCGGCGAUAAAUUUGGACUAGCAUCAUCACUGCAUUCGAACAAAUUGUUAGACCAAGAAACAUAUUCGUGCAGUACGCGAUUGAUUGUACUUUGUAUUGAAGCGACUCCUGCAGAUACAGUCAGAAGAAAAAAACGGUCCAGGUUACCAGUUGCCGAAAAGUUACGAUUGCUUAAGCCGAUUGAAGAUAGAAAUAACAGCAGACAAGUGUUAUAGAUUUAAUUUCAAAUUAUUAUGUAAGGCAAUUUUUGAAGACUGUAAAUAUUUUAAAUGUAGGCUAAACAGAAAUCUAUCGAAGCAAUUGAUUCCCGUGGAGCAUAAUGACAAUAUUCAAUUGAUCACAAUUUAAUGAAA
Molecule: messenger RNA, 2925 nt
Organism: Papilio polytes (common Mormon)
Lineage: Eukaryota; Metazoa; Arthropoda; Insecta; Lepidoptera; Papilionidae
Product: collagen alpha-1(I) chain-like
Exons: 23
Coding region: 1-2787 (928 amino acids)
Source: RefSeq, a predicted model, not a curated record